AUGGAAGAGACAUUCGUGCCAUUCCAGGGGAUAACCAAUGAUCUCAAAGGCAGGUUGCUCUGUUACAAGCAAGACUGGACUGGUGGCUUCAGUGCUGGUUUCAGGAUAUUGGCACCCACCACCUACAUAUUCUUUGCCUCAGCUAUUCCAGUCAUCUCCUUUGGUGAACAGCUUGAAAGAAACACAGAUGGAGUUCUCACGGCCGUUCAAACGCUGGCUUCCACUGCGCUAUGCGGUAUCAUACACUCUAUAAUAGGAGGCCAACCUUUGCUGAUACUUGGAGUUGCAGAGCCUACCGUGAUUAUGUACACCUUCAUGUUCAACUUUGCCAAACAAAGACCUGAUUUGGGUCCCAAUCUGUUUCUCGCGUGGACCGGCUGGGUGUGUGUCUGGACAGCAAUCCUGCUCUUCAUAUUGGCCGUGUUAGGAGCCUGUUCCAUUAUCAACAGGUUCACUCGUGUGGCCGGUGAAUUAUUUGGAAUGCUGAUUGCAAUGCUCUUCAUGCAGCAAGCCAUCAAGGGACUUGUGGAAGAGUUUCGCGUGCCAAAGCGAGAGGAUAAGAAUUCCAUAGAGUUCAUUCCUUCAUGGAGGUUUGCUAAUGGGAUGUUUGCCUUGGUUUUGUCGUUUGGCCUCUUAUUGACUGCAUUGAAAAGCCGAAAAGCUAGGUCUUGGAGAUAUGGCACUGGAUGGCUUAGAAGCCUUGUAGCUGACUAUGGAGUGCCACUUAUGGUUCUAGCCUGGACAGCCAUUUCCUACAUUCCAGCUGCAAGUGUUCCACCAGGGAUUCCUCGACGACUCUUAAGCCCCAAUCCUUGGUCGCCCGGCGCCUACCAGAAUUGGACUGUCAUCAAGGAAAUGCUUGAUGUGCCUGUAAUCUACAUAUUCGGAGCAUUCAUUCCAGCAACAAUGAUUGCGGUGCUGUACUAUUUCGAUCACAGCGUGGCGUCUCAACUUGCUCAGCAAAAAGAGUUCAACUUGCGAAAGCCGCCUUCUUUCCAUUAUGAUUUACUGCUUUUGGGAUUCUUGACAUUAAUGUGCGGCCUACUCGGUAUCCCACCUUCGAAUGGUGUCAUUCCACAGUCACCAAUGCAUACUAAGAGUCUUGCUACUCUUAAACACCAGCUGCUUAGAAACCGGCUUGUUGCCACGGCCAGGCAGAGUAUGAGAAAAAAUUCAAGCUUGGGACAACUGUAUGGAAAUAUGCAAGAAGCAUAUCAACAAAUGCAGACUCCUUUAAUUUACCAGCAAUCCUCAGCUCGGGGAUUGAAUGAGCUAAAAGAGUCCACCAUUCAAUUGGCAUCAGGCAUGGGACAACACAUCGAUGCCCCAGUCGAUGAGACAGUGUUUGAUGUUGAGAAGGAAAUUGAUGAUCUGUUACCUAUUGAAGUGAAAGAGCAGCGUGUUAGUAAUUUUCUUCAAGCUAUUAUGGUAGGAGGAUGCGUUGCUGCAAUGCCUGGCCUGAGAAUGAUUCCAACCUCAGUCCUCUGGGGUUACUUUGCUUUCAUGGCCAUUGAAAGUCUACCUGGUAACCAGUUCUGGGAAAGAAUACUACUCCUUUUCACUGCCCCAAGCAGGCGCUACAAGGUGUUGGAAGACUAUCAUGCUACAUUUGUAGAGACGGUGCCAUUCAAGACAAUUGCAACAUUCACCAUCUUCCAGACUGCCUACUUGCUCGCUUGUUUUGGUAUAACAUGGGUGCCAAUCGCCGGGGUUCUUUUCCCUUUGUUGAUUAUGCUCCUGGUUCCUGUGAGACAGUACAUAUUGCCAAAGUUUUUCAAGGGAGCACACCUUCAGGACUUAGAUGCAGCAGAAUACGAGGAAACUGUAGCUGUUCCAAUCAACUACACAAUGGAAGGAGAAAUGGUAGGUGGUAGAGCUUCGUGUGCAGAUAGCGGUGCAGAGAUAUUAGAUGAGAUGAUCACGAGAAGCAGAGGUGAGAUCAGAAGGACAUGCAGCUCAAAAAUGACGAGCUCCACGCCAACCACCCCAGCAAAAGAUCCACACAGAUCACUCAUCCAGAGUCCAAGAACAUCUUACUCAGACAAACCAACAUACAGCAGCCCUCAAAUCAGUAGACUAAGAGGAGAGCAGCAGCAACAACAAAGUAGUCCCUUAAGAGGAGGAGGAGGGGCAUUUAGUCCUAGGACUGGAGAAAUAAUAAAACCAUCUCAUUUGGGGAUCAAGAGUCCCCAUAAUUAA
Oldenlandia corymbosa var. corymbosa is the source of this 2199-nucleotide messenger RNA. The record is from the annotation of a GenBank genome assembly. NCBI's taxonomy places the organism in Eukaryota, Viridiplantae, Streptophyta, Magnoliopsida, Gentianales, Rubiaceae.